Molecule: messenger RNA, 2002 nt
Organism: Ruditapes philippinarum (Manila clam)
Lineage: Eukaryota; Metazoa; Mollusca; Bivalvia; Venerida; Veneridae
Product: F-box only protein 39-like
Exons: 3
Coding region: 111-1397 (428 amino acids)
Biological process (GO): SCF-dependent proteasomal ubiquitin-dependent protein catabolic process; positive regulation of protein ubiquitination
Cellular component (GO): SCF ubiquitin ligase complex
Molecular function (GO): protein binding
Source: RefSeq, a predicted model, not a curated record
GACGUAUGGUUACGACGUCAGACUUUCCAGGCAACAGUGAAGGCGCUACGUUGGUAGGGACAAAAAAAUAAAAGAUGCUCCUUCAAAUAACUUGAUAAUUCCGGUGUAAGAUGAGGACAAUUCAUCCGAAGUGGAUCAAUAUUCCAGACGUGGUCCUCAUUGAGGUUUUUAAAUACUUGUCGGAUACAGAACGCGCAAAAGCUGCGCUCGUGUGUGAGAAUUGGAGCAGGAUAUUCAAUUCACCGUGCCUGUGGAGAUCUCGUUCGUUUGAACUUGGCGGCUACAAGGCUCAGACCCACGGCUUACGUGCAUGCAGAUUUGCGGAAAACUUUGGUAAAUACUUACGUUACAUGGCCAUAAGCUGCAGCCACCCUUCAUACCAUACGUGUAAAUUAUUUCAGAAGUCCAUCGACGAUUUUCUCGCCUCACUUAAAGAUGCCGAGACGCAGCUGUACGAGUUUGAGUUUUGUAGAUUGGAACUUGAGCGUUACUGGAAAUUCGAUACUCACAGAGAAAAGCUGAUAAGUAUUUUAUCAAAAUUUCUUAAAACACAGAAACUUCUUCAAUGUUUUGACAUGUCGUCUGCACAAUUUCCAGCGUUCGGUGGAUGCCGCGUUCUGGACGCUAUUGCACACCAAUCCGGUAGCUUUAUCCAGGACAUGAUUUUGGAAGAUUUUUUCCACUCAAGAUUGGCAGUUCACCUAGUGAAAAAGUUUAAUAAAGUCAUCGGAAAAUUUUCCAAUUUGAAAUAUUUGUCGCUUAACUACAACUGUUUAUCCGACGAAAUCCUGGAGACCUUCUCAAAGUCCCUUCAGGGCAAACUGCAUUUUCUGAAUAUCAAAGUGUUCAGAAACGAUCCCCACUUUCAUCGAAUAUCCGGCUUGGCUUGGAAGCAGUUUUCACGAGCGUGCCCGCGCUUGCGCGUGGCGGUCUGGUUUGAGAGCAUCGGAAUGCACCAGGAAAUAGUGCCAAUACUUGUGAAGGAGGCGCCUAUAAAAGAUAUCCAUAUAUGGUCAGGAUAUGAUGACGACCUGGACUGGAGACUGUCAGAAACAAUUGACCAUAUUACAAACACAUACGCAAAUGCGAUAGAAUCAGUAUCAUUUGAGCUUGACAACACCCAAGAAAUCGUUGACCAACCCUUACUACACCUUGCAGCAAAGUGCAAAAAGCUGAAAGAGCUGUCAAUAAAUGCCAUGAUUUCCAUAAAAACUGUAGAAGAUAUUUGUGAAAUGCUGAGAGAGAAAACAAUUGAUCUGUCAAUGCUGCAUGUAACCUUUUGUGGAAUUGGAAGUCAGCUCGUCUCAGAGGAGGAACUUGAUCAGCUGCGUCGUCAUUAUACACACAUCUUACAAGAAAUUGGCACCGAGUUUCGACUCACCAGAUUCGACUUUUAAUAAUUUUCUAUGUUUUAAUGUCUAAUUCCACAACAGGUCACAUGCUAUACAAUUGUUUGUUUUUUUUCUUAAGUCAUAACUUUUAUAUUUAUUUUGAUUGAAAUUAAUUUAUCAAAAGGUUGUUUGUGGGUUUUUUUAUUUGUGCAUUAACAUUUCUAAACUUCUUUUUAAAAUCAAUUUAUUUCCAAAUUAGUGAUAUUCUUCAUCUCUAGCAUAAUUCAUUCUUUUUUUAACUUUACAGUAAAAAAGCACAAAUUCAUUUUUUAUAUCCAAAAUUUAUCAAGGGAAUGUUUGGAAAUUUAUAAAUAACACUGGGAAAUUUAAAAAUAACAUGAAAAUACGUAUCCAGUAACAGUAUCUUUCAUGUUUUUGUUGUUAUUUUUUCUGUUAGAUUUACGAGAGCUGCUGGUGACCUGUUGUGGAUUGACAGACAUAGAAUGGAAUAUGUUAGAAACUCUUCGAUCUACAUACAAACCAAUAUUUAAAGAACGCAAAAUUGAUUUCCAAUGCACCUCAGAUCUAAUCAUUGAGUCAUCUAUUUAAUAAAUAUGUGUUUUAUUUAUCAGAGCUGUUUAUGAAGAAAAAUGAAAUUAUUGUCUGAAAAA